GAGUUAUGUUUCAUCAAAACUUGAGAAGUUCACCAAAGUCGACGGUUUCAGAAUCGCGAAAUUAUGACCGAAAGUGAGCAAAUCGUCUACAUCAGCUGCUUAGAGGAGGUACGGUACUCCUUCGUCAGUCACAUCUUCGAAGCUCUCUGCCUAAAGCGCAUAAAUGAUGUGUUCGUCGAUAGCGACGAUCUGCUUUCCAAGGAGGCGCAGGCAAAGGUCGAGAGAGCUAGGGUUUCCGUGAUGAUUUUACCCGGAAACCAUACGGUACGCCUUGACAAGCUCGUGAAGGUUCUCGAGUGCCAGAGGACCAACGACCAGGUGGUGGUCCCGGUGUUGUACGGCAACAGAACAGUAGAGGCCGAAUGGCUUAGCGCGCUGGAUUCGAAAGGCUUCUCAUCAGUUCACCAGUCCAGGAAGGAAUGCAGUGACGCCAAACUUGUAGAAGAGAUUGUCAAAGAUGUGUACGAGAAGCUCUUUUAUACUGGACGAAUUGGAAUCUAUUCGAAGCUGCUAGAGAUUGAAAACAUGGUUAACAAGCAACCGAUAGGCAUCCGUUGUGUUGGAAUUUGGGGUAUGCCUGGCAUAGGAAAGACAACACUUGCUAAAGCAGUCUUUGACCAAAUGUCUAGCGCCUUUGAUGCUUCUUCUUUUAUCGAAGACUAUGACAAAGCAAUUCAUGAGAAGGGUCUUUAUUGUUUGCUGGAGGAACAAUUUUUGAAAGAAAAGCCUGGUGCCGAUGGUACCACAACGAAACUGAGCUUGCUUAGAAAUAAAUUACACAAUAAGAGGGUUCUUGUUGUUCUUGAUGACGUGCGCAAUCCUUUGGCUGCAGAGCCUUUCCUUGGAGGUUUUGACUGGUUUGGUCCCAAAAGCCUAAUCAUCAUAACCUCCAGAGAUAAACAGGUGUUUCGCCUUUGUCGAGUCGCUCAAAUAUAUGAUGUUCAGGGUUUAAAUGAGAAAGAGGCUCUUCGGCUCUUCUCCUUGUGUGCGUCUAUAGACGAUAUGGCAGAGCAGAAUCUCCACGAGGUGUCAAUGAAAGUGAUUAAGCAUGCGGAUGGACAUCCAUUAGCCCUCAGUCUCUAUGGCAGAGAGCUGAAGGGUAAAAAAAGACCGCAAGAAAUGGAGACAGCAUUCCUCGAACUCAAGGAACGACCUCCAGCUAUUUUUGUUGAUGCAAUCAAGAGCUGCUAUGACACACUCAAUGACAGGGACAAAAACAUUUUUUUGGACAUAGCUUGUUUCUUUCAGGGAGAAAAUGUCGACUACGUGAUGCAACUGCUUGAGGGUUGUGGUUUCUUUCCACAUGUUGGAAUCGAUGUUCUUGUCGAGAAGUGUUUGGUGACUAUUUCAGAAAACAGAGUGCGGAUGCAUAACUUGAUCCAAGAUGUUGGCCGACAAAUAAUAAAUAGAGAAACAGGAGAGACUAAGAGGCGCAGCAGACUGUGGGAACCUUGCUGCAUCAAAUAUUUGUUAGAAGAUAACGCAGAGAAAGAAAAUGGAGAACACAAAACAAAUUUGGAACGUGCUCAGGGCACUGAAGAGAUCGAAGGCUUGUUUCUGGACACAUCAAACUUAAGUUUUGAUGUCAAGCCAGCUGCCUUUGAGAAUAUGCUGAACCUUAGAUUGCUUAAGAUUUACUGUUCGGAUCCUGAAGUCCAUCAUGUAAUCAAUUUCCCCAAAGGCUCUUUGCAUUCUCUUCCUAAUGAGCUAAGACUCCUCCAUUGGGACAACUAUCCUCUGAAAUCUUUGCCUCAAAAUUUUGAUCCUUGGCACCUUGUUGAAAUCAACAUGCCGUACAGUCAACUUCAGAAACUUUGGGGUGGAACCAAGACCCCGGAGAUGUUGAGGACACUAAGGCUUUGCCAUUCCCAGCAACUAGUUGAUAUCGACGAUGUCUUAAAAGCUCAGAAUCUUGAGAUAAUUGAUCUCCAAGGUUGUACAAGCCUUGAGAGUUUCCCAGCAACAAGUCAAUUGCUCCAUCUACGAGUUGUAAAUCUCUCAGGUUGCACAAAAAUACAAAGUUUCCCGGAGCUUCCACCAAAUAUUGAGACACUCCGUCUGCAAGGAAUUGGCAUACUUUCAAUUGUUAAGCCAAAUGGCGAAGACAUCACGAGUCUCCUAGAAGAAUUACAUGGUAUUUCAGAUGUCUUACUUCAGCGUCUAACAAGUUUGAUGAACUUUAGCUCAUCUUGUCAAAAUCUUGGCAAACUUAUUUGCUUGGAUCUGAAAGAUUGUUCUCGUUUGAAAAGUCUGCCUAACAUGAUUAAUUUAGAAUCUCUUGAAGUUCUUGAUCUAUCUGGCUGCUUGGUGCUCAAGACUAUUCAGGGUUUCCCGCAAAACCUAAAAGAGUUAUAUAUUACUGGCACUGCGGUAGGAGACCUUCCACAACUUCCCGAGAGUCUAGAACUCUUGAAUGCACAUGGCUGUGCCGAUCUGCAAUCAUUUAGUGUGGAAUCCGUGAAGCUUCCUAUGCAUUACACAUUCAUUAAUUGUUUUAAACUCUCUUCACAAGAGGUCGAUAAAUUAUUGGUGAAAGCAUUGGCUUAUGUAAAACACAUGCCAAGAGAGCAUCAGAAGGAACUCAACAAACCUCUGGCUUUUAGCUUCUGUGCGCCCUCACACGCGGACCAAAAUUUUACACCUUGUCUGCAACCAGGAUCUUCUGUAAUGACACAACUAAAUCCUUCUUGGGGGAACACGCUUGUGGGCUUUGCUAUGCUGGUGGAAGUUUCAUUUUCAGAGGCUUACUCUGAUGUUACUGGUUUAGGCAUAUGUUGUGUUUGCAGAUGGAAGAACAAGGAAGGCCGCUCUCAGAGUAUAGAAAGAAAUUUGCAUUGUUGGGCUACAGGGGAAGCUGUUCCAAAAUUUCAAAAGGAUCAUAUGUUUGUCUUCUUUGAUGUCAAAAUGCGUCCAAGUACCGAUGACGGAAAUGAGCCGGAUGUAUUCGCUGAUUUAGUUGUGUUUGAAUUCUUUCCUGUCGACAGACAGACGAAGCGGCGUCUAGAUGAUAGUUGCACAGUGAAAAGAUGUGGAGUCUCUGCAAUUGAUGCUUCAACUGGCGAAACAAAUGUCAAAAUAGGGUAUUUCGUAGUUCUCUCACUCCUAUCAUAUGCCAGUGAUAGCUCUGAUGAAGGAUUCAUAAAAUCGAUGGUCAAAGAGGUUAAAGAUUUAAUGGCGAGGAUCCGAAUUAAGGGAAAACCAUCAAGAGAAGUAAUUAGUCAAGGAGUUGUAUUUGUUGUCCCUGCAAGGAGCCUCGAUAUCACUCAUUCGGAGAAUCCUAAAUUAUGGACAUGGAGUAACGAUGCACAAAGUGAAGCAGGCAUCGAAAUCGCGAAGCUGAAUAAAAUAUACUGGCUACAAAUAAAGGGAUAUUUUGUCACGAGGAAACUAACUCCAGGAACAAAGUACAAGGUGGUGUUUAUGAUAUACUUAGAUGAUACAGCACCCGGGUGGGAGGAGCCAGUGACCCUAAAUUUGAAGCUGAAACAUCGCGAUGGAAGCCAGAGUAUACAAGAGUCUACUUUGUGUUUAAAUGACUACAUAUACCACAAUUGGGUGGAUAUUCAAGCUGGAGAGUUUGAGGCACUGCCAGAGAACGUGGUGGAGAUCUUCUUUUCUUUGCAUCAAUAUGAGUACUCUAACCGGAAGAGUGGGCUCUUGGUCAAAGGUGUCGCAAUUCGUCCAACGGACCAAGUCAUUAUAUGAAUGGAGAAGAAUAUUGGAUCAGGUUAGAAGAGAAGAAAAGAGCAUAUUGGAUCUUUCUAUUUAUCCUUCCUUUAAGAAACAUGGAUUAAUUAU
Arabidopsis arenosa is the source of this 3798-nucleotide messenger RNA. Lineage: Eukaryota; Viridiplantae; Streptophyta; Magnoliopsida; Brassicales; Brassicaceae. The record is from the annotation of a GenBank genome assembly.